CUCCUCAGCCCCCUUCUGUGGAGCCUAAGUCAGAGCCCAGUCCUGCACUCUGCCUAGCCCAGCCAUGGCUCAUCUUAUUCAUGGCAGAGCAGGGACCCUUACCCUCUCCUAGCAAUGUCUAAAGCCAGAUUAUCUAUAAAUGCAGUCAUCUGAAAACCAGCAGUAAUCCUGCCUCGGAAGUUGAUCAGGAAAGGAGCUUAAAGAGAGCAAAAUUCCAAAUUCAUUGGAACUCUCAGUCCCAGAGGGGUGUGGUUCACAGCUCUCUGGCUUGUAGGACUCCAGCUGUGACCCACGGAAGGACACCAGAAGCCACUCAAGACAUCCACAGUGCCCUGGUCAGCACUAGCCAUGACGAAGACUUUUACAUGCAUAUACCACUUCCUUGUUCUGAGCUGGUAUAUUUUCCUCAAUUAUUACAUCGCACAGGAUGAAACAGACGAAGUGAAAUCCAAAAUCUUUGCAAAUGGUGGCAAGUGGAAAUACAUGACGCUGCUUAAUAUGCUUUUGCAGACCAUUUUCUACGGGGUCGCCUGCCUGGAUGAUGUGCUGAAAAGAAUCAUCGGGAGAAAAGACAUGACGUUCCUAACUGCCUUCAGAGACCUGCUUUUCACCACACUGGCUUUUCCUAUGUCCACAUUUGUAUUUUUGGCAUUCUGGAUCCUUUUUCUCUACAAUCGAGAUCUUGUUUACCCCAAGGCCCUAGAUACUGUUUUCCCAGUGUGGCUGAAUCAUGCAAUGCACACUUCCAUAUUGCCCAUCACAUUGACUGAAGUCAUCCUCAGGCCGUACUCCUAUCCGUCAAAGAAGACAGGACUCACCUUGCUGGCUGCUGGCAGCAUUGCUUACGUCAGCAGGAUCCUAUGGAUCUACUUUGAGACGGGUACCUGGGUGUAUCCUCUGCUUGCCAAACUCAGCCCCGUGGGGCUAGCAGCUUUCUUCUCUCUCAGCUACAUCUUCGUCGCCAGCAUCUACCUACUCGGAGAGAAGCUCAACCACUGGAAAUGGGGUGACAUGGUGCAGCCACGGAAGAAGAGGAAGUGAUCGCACACCAUUUUCCCAGAACCAAGGAGGAAGAAAACACAAGAGAUUUUUCUCAUCUUUUUUUUUUUUUUCUGGUGGGGAGAGGUGGUGGAGCAACAUAGGAAGGUAGGAGUGACAGGGAGUGAUAAUUAAAUUUCAUAUGAGAGUCGUGAAGGUAGCUUAACUUGAGAACUCUUGGUUUAUGAAAAGUUGACUACACAUGCCAAAAACAACUCCUGCCAUCUCAGAAUUAAUUACCUUUGUCUGACUUUCAUGGAGGAUGGUCUCUGGUUAAAAUCUAGGCAAAAGCCAAAAAACCUCACAUAAACUUGGUGUUAGAGAACAUCUAGAGAGAGAUAAAGGGGAACUUAAACCCUUCGGUUUACAGAGGAGGAUGCUGAGGAUGUAGAUGAGAAGUUACCUAUACAAGGCAAAAGGGCUACUUAGCGUCAGAGCCAGGACAACGACUUCUGUCUCCCAGAUCUCCUAGCUACCAGUCCUGGGCCAUUUUUUUUUUAAUAAUCCCAGCUUUUCUUUAAAAAACAGGCAUUUCAGUAAGCUGAUUAUUUUCAUGGAUUGCUCAUCUAUUUUUUUUCAAUAAUCUAAAAAUGAAGGGAGGUGGCUGGUACUGAAGCUGUCUACUUGAGAUAAUAGCAAAUUAAUUGGAGGCAAUGAGAAAGUAAGUUAUAAAAAAUAGUGGGAAAUGUGUUUCUCUUCUGAGCAAGCAUUCAGGGCAGGUAUAAACAUCCAACAUAGUGACAUUGUCAAAACCUCUUCCAUUUGAACAUUAAUUAAUUCAUCAAAUAAAUGGUGUAUUAAUACAUUCUACUUGCAGAAGAA
Molecule: messenger RNA, 1860 nt
Organism: Cebus imitator (Panamanian white-faced capuchin)
Lineage: Eukaryota; Metazoa; Chordata; Mammalia; Primates; Cebidae
Gene: ADTRP
Product: androgen dependent TFPI regulating protein
Exons: 7
Coding region: 349-1041 (230 amino acids)
Cellular component (GO): membrane; endomembrane system
Source: RefSeq, a predicted model, not a curated record